Haliotis rubra (blacklip abalone) is the source of this 2804-nucleotide messenger RNA. RefSeq lists its product as uncharacterized. The coding region runs from base 2 to 616 and encodes 204 amino acids. The record is from RefSeq and is a predicted model, not a curated record. The transcript has 4 exons. Lineage: Eukaryota; Metazoa; Mollusca; Gastropoda; Lepetellida; Haliotidae.
UAUGGCGGCGGAAGGACAACUUUCGCCUGCCGAACCCGUACCGACAGACUCAAAUGCACCGGUAAAGGAAGAAAAUACUGCGAUUGAUAUUGGUGCACAGUAUGGCAGAUGGAUAGAGUUGAAAGAAGACUUGCAGUGUGGAAAUGACACCUUGGCAAAGUUGCUUCUUGACAUUUGUGCAAAGAAGUUCAGAAACAAGAAAAACCUGUAUGAGAUCAAAGAUGAAGAGCUUGAAUCUAAGUCUUCUAUGGGUAAAGGCAGCACUCGGAUUACUGAGCAGCGGAAACGGCCUGCCUCGAUGCCAGGGACUGGUGCUCGGAGCAGUCUGACAUCCCAUUCUGGUAACUCGUCUCUCAUGGAUUCACAGGACACCAGGGACUCAAGCACCUGUUCGUUGUAUGGGGAUGUCAGCGAGAACUUUGGUGAGAGUGCAUCAGAGAAAAAAUCAGAGUCCAACAAAAAUGGCUUCUCUGAAGGGUACAACAGCAAGAAGUCAUCAAGAAGAAAACAGCCAAAAUCACGAGUUUCUAGAUAUCUUGAGGAUGAGAAUGAAGCUAUUGCUGCACAUGAGAGAGGUGAAAUGGAACCUGGACUGGAAGGGUAUGAUGCUGAAUGACUUAAAUGGGACCAAGAUGAUAUGGAAAAUGAGGAAUUGGGUUCAAGAGACUCUUUAGAUGCAAAGGAAGACAGAAGUCAAUUAUCAGACGAUGAAACUGAAGAAGAUGACCCAGACAGAGAAGAAGGAAAUGAAUUUCUGUCAGAGGAAGAGCUUGAGAAGCUCCUGAAAGGCAGUGAGUCAGAGUCAGAUGCCAAAAGGUCGAAGAGAAAGAGGGACUCUGAUAGUGAUUGGAUGCCUGCAAUAGAAGAAGAUAAGCCUCGGAGAAGACGAUCUCGACGGGUGUCUAGACAGAACUCGAAAACUGCCGUUGUGAAAAGUCGAAGGUCUCUGAGAAGGAGGGUGAGUACGUCAGCUGAGGAGUCGACUGAAGUGGAGGAGGAAGUGGAGGUGAAGCGGGAGAAGAUUCCAAGGGGAAGACCAAGAAAGACCAGGAAGGAUAGUGUUGGUGAGGAAGAACCGAAACAAAUUCCACGUUCACAGAAGCCAAAACUUAUGAAGAAGUCGGGUGUUUUCAGUUGCACUGUUUGUGACAACAGUUUCACAAACAAGGAGGAAGGCAAAGAACACUUGGAAUCACAUUAUGUCAUCGACUGCAAUCUGUGUACUCACAAAUUCUAUUCAUUGCAAGCGCUUGGUCAUCACCAAAGUAAAAAGCAUCCUGCAAAUCACAAAUGUAAUCAUUGUUUCUUCACAGGACGGACGCGCAUGGAGCUGAAGCGACAUAUGAGGAAAGAACACCAGGAUGAGCAGACCAUCCCUGGAACCACCUUGUGUCACAUCUGUGGACAACAGUUCCGUUUUGUGGUCAACGUCCAGAAACAUUUGAUGGAUGCCCAUGGCAUAAUGGAAUCGAAUAUGAAAACCUACAUGUGUGAUCAGUGUGGGAAUGAGUACUUCUUGAAGCACUCACUCCGGAAACAUAUGCUUACUCACAAGGAGAAGAACAUUGUGUGUGAUUUUGAAGGCUGUGCAAGCAAGUUUUCCAGUGAUGCUCAGUACAAGCGCCAUUAUAACACUGUGCAUCUGAAAAUCAAAAGACAUGCCUGUCCAUAUGAAGGCUGUGAAAUGAAAUUUGCAUUUAGGAAAACUAUGGCUACCCAUGUGAACAUGGUUCAUCUGAAGCUUCGUCUGUUUCCGUGUCCGUGGCAAGGAUGUGAGCGAAGCUUCUAUGCUAAGAAACACCUCACUGUUCAUAUGAGGAUUCACAAUGAUGAGAAGCCAUUUAAAUGUUCUGAGUGUGACUAUAAGUGUAGGCAGAGGGCAGCACUAAACUGGCAUUUGAAAAAACAUGGGAUUGUUCCCAGAUCAUCCAGAAAGCCUGGAGAACGAGAAGAAGAACAAGAAAGAAGGAUUCCCGGUCAACUUUAAAAGAGGUCGGAAGAGAACACGGUUCAGGAAGUCCAAAGGAUUGGACUAUACCGAUGACCAAAUUGCAAGUAUUAACCAAAGAUAUAGUGAAAUGGUGACGGGAUCAUCACAACAGUACCCAACAAAGAAGAGGACUCAUCCGAUGGAGAAGUUGAUGAUCCUGAUGACGUACCUAAAGAUACUGGAGGAACAGCAGACCAGGCCAGUUUCAGUGAAAAAUUUGCUGGUGGGCAGUCAGUAGGUAACAAUGUGGAGGACUUCAGUUUCGUUGAGCGGAGGGAAAGUCAGAUUGUCACGCGGCCUGCUGACCUACCGCCUGGGUAUGUUGGAAGGGACUUCAAUUCUAAUUCUCCUGCUCAAGAAACCUUCACACCAGAAUUGCCAAAACGCGAAGUUGAUUACACACGGCUUGAUUACGACACAUCACAGGCUACCCACAAUGAUUUUACAUCUAAGCAAGUUGUUAGGGAUGGAGAGUUUCAGUCAAGGGAAUCAGAUUUCCAUGCAGCAAGAGAUCCAGAAUACCAGUCUGUGCAGGAGGGGGACUUUCAACAAAGUCGAGACAGUUUUUCAUCUGUUCGAGAGACAAGCUUUCAACCAGUCAGAGAUACAACUUUUCCAGCCAGUCGGGAAGGUAGUUUUCCUCCAAUCAGAGACACCGAUUAUCAAGUCCGGGACACUCAGUCAGAUUAUCGUGGAUACCCUAUGAAAGAAAAUCUUGACACUGAUCGAGCUGGUGUUUUCCCACGAUUUAUCAGCAAGGAUGUUUUUUCAAGCACUAUCCACAGAGAUGGACAUUUUUCUCCCCGCCCUCCAA